UGCUUCGUGAGCCGCAGCAGGGCCGCUCGUGUGCGUGGGGGGGAACGCACGCGUGAAGGUGGCUGGGGAUUCGGGGUCGGGGUGGUGCCCGGCUCCGGGCUCCGCUCCCCGUAGCGGUGAGGGCCCCGCGUGCUGGGUUCGGCUGCCUCGGUGCCCGGCAGCAGCCCUGGCUGCUCGGCGGAGCCUCCGGCGUCCCUGCCCUGCCCGAUGACGAACGGCUUCUGCAGCUCGCCCUGUGUAAACUGCCGCCGCGGCUCUCCCAGCUCCCUGCCUGCCCGCUGGCUUUGUGAGCGGCUCAGCCGGCUCCGGGCACGGUUACGUGGCCGGGCUGCGAGCGGCGAGGCUGGGCGGGGGUGAUUUCUGCGCUGCCCUCAGCCUGGGAGCGCGGCUGGCCCGGCUCUGCAGGCUGCUCUUGCACCACGCUGCCGUAGCUGCAGGAGGCGAAGCGGCGACGCUGCAGCCCGUUGAACCUCUCCGGAGCAGCGUGGCCAGCUGGGAUGCGGAACAGACGUGGGGUCUGCGUUGAGUAAACGCCCUGGGUCCCCGCUUCCCCGCUGUCAGGGCUGCCUGCGGCUCCGGACCUCUUCCCUUGGCUCAGGGCCGGCUGCUCGCGUGACCCGGGGGCGCGUGCGGAGCCGCCCCGCAGGAAGCGGAGCCCGGCUGCGGCGCCUCUGCCGCUUCCGCUCGGGGGUGGGACGGGGCAGGCAGGGCUCGUCCUGUCUGGGGACCCUGGGGUGGCCCUGGUGGCACCCAGCGGGAGCCCUGCGGAGGCACCGAGUCAGCGGGCUGCGGGGCAGGAGGCUGGCCCUGCUGCGGCACGUGCUCGCCCGUCGCCGUCACCUUUCGCCUGGGGACGAGCGGUGCCUGCGCAUCCCCGGAGCAUCCUCCUGAAGGGUCGUCCAGGCAGGGGCUGCAGCGGAGCGGCCGCGGGAGGGGAAGGAAGAAGAAAAAUCCUGCACGCGGAGGCAGAAACGGAGGCAGGAGGGAGGGACCAUGUCCACGCGGCGCCUGCGCAGCGAGGACUACAACGACUACAGCUCCACGGACGUCACGCCGGAGGGGAGCCCGCCCGGGGGCAUCAACGGCUUCGCGCACCCCGAGUCCUACCAGCGCUUCGGGGAGACCAACGGCACCACGUGGUACCAGACCCUGAUCCACCUCCUGAAGGGGAACAUCGGCACGGGGCUGCUGGGGCUGCCUCUGGCUCUGAAGAAUGCCGGCAUCCUGCUGGGUCCUCUGAGCCUGCUGGUGAUGGGCGUCGUGGCCGUGCACUGCAUGAGCAUCCUGGUGAAAUGCGCCCAUCACUUCUGCUACAGAUUCCAGAAGCAGUUUGUGGACUACGGAGGUGCCGUGAUGUACGGGCUGGAGUCCACCCCCAGCGCCUGGCUGCGGACACACGCCGUCUGGGGAAGGCGUGUGGUGGGGCUCUUCCUGAUCCUCACUCAGCUGGGUUUCUGCUGCGUGUACUUCGUCUUCCUGGCGGACAACCUGAGGCAGGUCGUGUCCGCUGCCAACGGCACCACCACCGACUGCCACUCGAACCGGACGGUGGCCCUGACCCCCACCAUGGACUCCCGGCUCUACAUGCUCUCCCUGCUGCCUUUUGUGGUGCUGCUGUCGUUCAUCCAGAACCUCAAGGUCCUGUCCAUCUUCUCCAUGCUGGCCAACGUGGCCAUGCUGGUCAGCCUUGUGGUCAUCUACCAGUACAUCGUCAGGGACAUUCCCGAUCCCAGCAACCUGCCCCUGGUAGCAGCCUGGAAGACCUACCCUCUGUUUUUUGGCACGGCCAUCUUUGCUUUUGAAGGCAUCGGGGUGGUGCUGCCUCUGGAAAACAAGAUGAAGAACCCCCGGCAGUUCCCGCUGAUACUCUACGUGGGGAUGACGAUUGUCACCGUCCUGUACAUCAGCCUGAGCGUGCUGGGGUACCUGCGCUUCGGGGCGAGCAUCCAGGCCAGCAUCACGCUCAACCUGCCCAACUGCUGGUUAUACCAAGCUGUCAAGCUGCUCUUCUCCUUUGGGAUUUUCUUCACGUACGCUGUGCAGUUCUACGUGCCCGCCGAGAUCAUCAUCCCUCCCCUCGUCGCCCGGGUGUCAGAGCGCUGGGGCUGGGUGGUCAACCUACUCCUCAGGGUGGCCCUGGUUAGCGUGACCUGCGUGCUGGCCAUCCUCAUCCCGCGCCUGGACCUUGUCAUCUCGCUGGUGGGCUCCGUCAGCAGCAGCGCCCUGGCUCUCAUCUUCCCCCCGCUGCUGGAGAUCGCCACGUACUACGUGGAGGGCAUGCACCCCCUGGUCAUCGCCAAGGACGUGGCCAUCAGCCUCAUCGGCUUCGUGGGCUUCGUGGUGGGGACGUACGAGGCGCUGGUGGAGCUGGCUACGCCCGCUGCCGUUAUCAAUGCCACCAGCGUCUUGGUGCAGUGACGGUCCCCCUGGCCCCUCUGAGUGCUCUGCUGGGGGCACGAGGGCCAGGUGCUGCUGGGGAUGCUCUCCCUUCUCUCCUGCAAAUCCCGGUGGGUUUGGGACGGGCCUAUCUGGCUGGGGAGGAGGGAUCUGGCCCUGGCUGGGGCAGUGCCUGCCUCGGGGGCAGGUGACACAGCAAAGCAAGCCCCCUCGGCACUCCUGUAAAUAGGCAUUUUGGGAGGGGGAGGAAUCCUGGGCAUGUAGAUUUUAUUUUUAUUUUUUUAAAUCCCAACCUUUCCGUAUUUCCCCCAUCCUUUCAGUCAGGGUGGGGAACAGGGACUGCUCUUCUCCGUGCCAGUUUUCUUUUUCUCCCUUUUCCCACCCCUCAGCACUUUAUUUUGUGGCAACAGAGAGACCUCAGCUCA
Molecule: messenger RNA, 2822 nt
Organism: Cygnus olor (mute swan)
Lineage: Eukaryota; Metazoa; Chordata; Aves; Anseriformes; Anatidae
Product: proton-coupled amino acid transporter 1-like
Exons: 11
Coding region: 994-2418 (474 amino acids)
Biological process (GO): L-alanine transport; proline transmembrane transport; proton transmembrane transport
Cellular component (GO): vacuolar membrane
Molecular function (GO): glycine transmembrane transporter activity; L-proline transmembrane transporter activity; L-alanine transmembrane transporter activity
Source: RefSeq, a predicted model, not a curated record